CUCAUUACACUUGAACAAAUAACAAGAAUACCCAUGAUUUCCACUUCAACCCAUUCGUUUCUUCAAAUCCAGCCGCCGCCGGUGAAUAUAUUUUCCCCCGGCGACAAUUCCGUUCUAUCACCGUCUUCCGUCAGAUUCCGGCAGUCAGGUUCCUUCACAACCGCCGCCGCCACGUGUGCUUCCGUCGAAACCGAAUCUGCCACAAGGUACUCGACGCUGCCUACCGCGGCGUCGUUUUACGAAAUUCUUGGAAUUCCGGUUGGCGCUACGGUGGAGGAGAUCAAGGGAGCUUACAGGAGAUUAGCUAGAGUUUGCCAUCCUGAUGUGGCGGAGAAAGACACGUCAGCGGAUGAUUUCAUGAAGAUUCAUGCUGCCUAUUCCACUCUAUCGGAUCCGGACAAACGUGCCGAUUAUGAUCGCCGCCUUCCACGGAGGCGCGGCCGCAGCGGUAAUAUUUAUUCCGGCGGGUGUUAUCCUUUAUCUCCUUCAGUAAUGUCGGGAUAUACUACCCGCAACUGGGAGACAGAUCAGUGCUGGUAGCUCUCUCCGUCGUGCAAAAAAAUGAAUCUAAAAGCUUGCUGAUGAAGGGAGAAGACAUCACUCAUUUCAUUAACCAUCAUCGAUGUGGGACUCUUCGACACAUCUGAUUUACAAUUCGAAGCCUGUUGUACAUUUUGUGAGGCACUAAGCGAAAAUUAGUUAGAUUUUCUCUGUUAAGUGUAUCUGAUUAGGAUUUCUAUGUUGUAUAUGCUGAUUAUUAGUAUAACUGAAUGCUAACAUGAAUUUCAAUUCUCAGAA
Messenger RNA from Lycium barbarum (goji berry), 798 nucleotides. Its product is annotated as chaperone protein dnaJ 11, chloroplastic-like. The transcript has a single exon. The record is from RefSeq and is a predicted model, not a curated record. NCBI's taxonomy places the organism in Eukaryota, Viridiplantae, Streptophyta, Magnoliopsida, Solanales, Solanaceae. The annotation marks the transcript as partial.